Messenger RNA from Mytilus trossulus (common blue mussel), 5664 nucleotides. RefSeq names its product zonadhesin-like. The record is from RefSeq and is a predicted model, not a curated record. The coding region runs from base 1 to 5664 and encodes 1887 amino acids. NCBI's taxonomy places the organism in Eukaryota, Metazoa, Mollusca, Bivalvia, Mytilida, Mytilidae. The transcript is spliced from 23 exons.
AUGCAGAAAGAAGAAAAUAAAUCGAAGAAACGUAGCUAUAAAGAAAAAAAAUCUCCGAUAAGAAAGGAAACCAAACAAAGAAACACCAUUCCAAAGAAAAAUACUGUCCAAAAGAGCGAAUAUAUUCCAAAAGAUAGCAAUCUCAUUGAAAAGAUUUCUAACAAAACACCUCCAAAGAAAUAUAACUCGAAACAAAUAAAACCUCAGAAAGGAAAGUAUUCUAAAAAGAAGCAUUCAAAAGAACGUUAUUCAAAAGAAAAGAAAUAUCCGAAGAAAAGUUAUUCAAAGAAAGAAACAUCUAAGGAACGUUACUCCAAAAAGAACCAUUCUAAGGAGCGAACACCAAAAGAAAAAUAUCAUCCAAAGAAACGAAAUUAUAAAGAAAAGGGCACUCCGAAAAGACACAACUCUACAGAAAAGAAAUCUUCGGAAUUAUCGGACACACCAGAGAAGAUAAAAAUAUUAAGGCAGAAAAAUAAGCCUAAACAAAUAAAUAAGAAAAAAGUGAGGAAACAAAAGAAGAAACCAAGAAAGAAGAACAAAAAAGUAAAGAAGCAAAAGAAGAAACCAAGAAAGAAGAACAAAAAAGAAAUCAAACCAAAGAAGAAACCUACAAAGAAGAACAUAAAAGUUUCAAGAUAUGUCGGUUGCUUUGACGAUCAUAAGCCGAGAAUGAUGUUUAAAGCAUUUCUGCAACAUAGUAAAAUGACCAAAGAAAGAUGUCUACGGUUUUGUGCCAAAAAGAGAACUAGAUUUGCAGGUCUUGAGUUUAAACAUCAGUGCUUUUGUGGUAAUUCUAUCAAUAAAAAGAGAAAGAGAAAAGAGAGUGAAUGUAGUAUGCCAUGUGUAGGGAAUGGACAACAAAAAUGUGGUGGUGUGUGGAGGAUUUCUGUGUAUAAAGUUGGACCCACAGUGAGGACUUUGAAACCAAAAUGUCAUAAGAGAGCUCGGUUGAGGAAUGGUAAAUGUGUAUGUAAACGUGGUUACUAUGGCGAUGGGAUCAAUGCUUGUGAUAAAUCUUGUACGUGUAUGGCUUCUGGUGAUCCGCAUUACAAGACCUAUGACGGGCAAAUGAUUCAUUUUAUGGGAACAUGUAAAUAUUUACUGACUAAAUCGAAAGAAAACAACGAAUGUGCGUUUAGUGUCGAAGUGAAAAACGAGCGGCGUGGAAGAAAUACGAAAGUGGCUUAUACAAGAACUGUUGACCUCAAAAUCUACAAAAAGACAGUUCGAAUUAUGAAAGGAGGGAAAGUUUUAAUAAACGGACAGAAAAAGUUUCUACCAGUUCAGGAAAGUAACAAUAAACUUAGAGUAUUCCGUAGUGGAAGGUUCGUACAGGUUUGGACUGAAUGUGGAAUCAAAGUUAAUUUUGAUGGGAAACAUGCUGUGUAUGUGGUGACGCCACCAAAGUUCAAGGGCAAACUUGAAGGUAUAUGUGGGGACUGUAACGGAAGAAAAGAUGACUUCAAAACUAGAGAGGGGAAAGAUGUGUCCAAAGAGAAAACGAAAUUUGCCUUGAUUGGGGAUAGCUAUUCGAUGUCAGAUGAUUCUGAAGACCCUCUGACAAGGUGUGAAACAGAAGAUGUACCCGUGCAGUGUAUACCAAGAAUGAACAACUUAGUUAACGAGCCCCAUAUCUGUGGAGAUCUUCAAAACGUCAAUGGACGAUUCGCUGCAUGUGUAAAGACUAUACCAUUGACUGCCAGGGAUUACUAUAGAUCAUGUGUAAUGGAUAUGUGUUCAUAUGAAGGAGAGCCUAAGCUUCUAAACACUGUAAAAUGUUCCUCUUUGGAAUCGUUUGUUGAGGAAUGUGCUGAAAGUGGGAUAAUUAUGAAAUGGAGGACAGAUAACUUUUGUCCACUGAAGUGUAAAGACCCGAAUAUGAUUUAUAAGUCCUCUGGUUCAGGCUGUCCUGCUACUUGUAUUGAUCCUAAAGCGUCAUCUAAGUGUACAUUAGAAGAAAGAGAGGGUUGUUUCUGUAAGCAAGGAUUUGUUCUUAGCGAUGAUAAGUGUAUAAAACAAAGUGAGUGUGGUUGUAAAGACAGGAACGGGGAUUACUUUCCGAUCGGGUCCAAAAAAGGAAGCAAUGAUUGUUCGAAAGAAUACGUUUGUAAAAAGAAGGGAAGGGGAAGACGUUUUGUGAAGGUUAACACGGGUAAAAGGUGCCAUCGUAAUGCUUUAUGUACCUACGAUACUGAUGGAGUCAGGUCAUGUCAGUGCAAGAAAGGAUUCAUUGGUGACGGAUACAAGAAAUGUGAAGCUCUUUGUGGCAAGAAAUAUGAGUGUAAUAAACGAGCAAGGUGCGUAAAUGGCCAGUGUGUGUGUAACAAUGGACUUUACGGCGAUGGAAUUAAUUCCUGUGAAGGUGUUUGUACAUGUACUGCUGCUGGUGAUCCACACUAUCGAACCUUUGAUGGACAGAUGAUACAUUUCAUGGGUGAUUGUAAAUAUACACUUACAAAAAGCAUUAGAGAUAUGGGUGAUUGCAACUUUGAUGUGCAAGUCAAGAAUUAUAAAAAGAGGGCGUCAGCUACCGUUUCUUUCACCAGAUAUGUUGAGGUUCAUUUUGGAAAAUCAGUCAUCAAGCUUGACCAAGGCAAAACUGUGUUUGUAAAUGGCGAAGUAAAAUACCUUCCAUUCAACAACAAUGACCAAUGGACUGUGUCACUAAGUGGUACUUAUCUAAAAGUAUCUUCAAGGUGUGGUAUCAGUGUAUUAUGGGAUGGGAUAUCCGUAGUACGAGUGGUGAUUCCCCAAAAAUAUGGUACCAUGGUAACGGGUAUUUGCGGUAGUUGCAACGGUCAAAAAGAUGACUUGCGUACCAGAGAGGGCAUUGACGUUUCUAGUAAAGAGAACACAUACUCGCUGAUUGGAAGCAGUUAUGAAGUUUCAAAGUCCAAUAAUGGUUUAGAAAGUGAAAAUUGCAGUACAACAGACGAUUUGCCGGAAUGUUCAGCAGAUGCUUCGAGACUAGUGCUACAAAAUGACAAAUGUGGUGUAUUGAAAUAUGGAAACCAAGACUCACCCUUUAAAGAGUGUAUAAAUAAAAUAGCUGCUACAGCUAAAGAAUACUUGGAAUCGUGUGUUAUGGACGCCUGCGCAUAUUCCAAGAACAUUGAUGAACUUAAACAAGUAGUUUGUAUGAACCUAAAUGCGUUUGCUGAGGAAUGCUUGACACAUGGUGUCACAAUCAAAUGGAGAAGACCUAACCUUUGCCCAAUAACAUGUAAGAAAAAUAUGAGGUAUAGCGAUGCUGCUAGUGGAUGUCCAGCGACAUGCGUAGAUCCAAAUGCUCCGAAUAAAUGUAAAGAUGAACCUUCGGAAGGCUGUGAGUGUCUACCUGGCUAUGUACUGAGCGACAGAGAGUGCGUACCUGAAAAGGAAUGUGGGUGCAUCAGGAACGGAAAUUAUUACCCGCUGAACACUAUACUCGUGUCUGAUGACUGUACUAAAAGAACACAAUGUGUAUCAAGAAACGGUGAAUCUAUAUUCGUUACAUCAUCAGUUAACAUGAAGUGUCAUCCGAAUGGAAUGUGUGGACUUGAGAAAGGAGUCCAAAAAUGUGUGUGUGCCGAAGGUUUUGAAGGAGAUGGUAUUCGACAAUGUAAAAAGCCUACGCCACGACCAACAGCAGCAUCCACAACGCUGGCAGCCUCACCUGCUCCAUGGCGAUUUAUUGAUGACAGUGAACAGAAUGAUGAAGAGGAUGAAUUUACCACGCUAAAACCUCCACCCAAUAAAGCUACAACACCCAAACCUCCGUCUGACGAAGCUGCAACGCCAAAACCUCCAUCUGGUAAAGCAACAACGCCAAAAUCUCCAUCUUGUAAUCACCCAGCUAAAGCCAAAAGAGAAGUCACACACACGUUAGAAAAAGAAUUACAGGAAAAGAUGGUUGAGAGAGACCAAUUAGAUUUAUUAAACUCUAAUUUGGAUGAUCGUAUUAAAAAUUUGGAAUCAGAACUGAAUAAGAUUUAUGAUGAGAAAGCCAUUGGUGCACAAAUCAGAGCCAGAGAAAAAUGGAUUGAAUUAGGAGAAAAAAAUAAUGCAUAUUUUUUGGGACUUGAAAAGCAAAGGCAAAUUAAAAAAUCGAUAAAUAAGUUAUUAGAUGAAAAAAACAAUGUCUUAAAAGAUCAAAGUAAGAUUUUACUUGAGAUUAAAAACUACUAUGAAAAAUUAUUUUCAUCACAAAAUCCUAAUGAUACAUUAUCCCAAGAAUACAUUAAAAAUACAAAAUUAGAAUAUAAAUUAAAUGAUGAAGAAAAACUAUUGUGUGAUGGUUCAGUAACGCUUGAGGAAUGUUCUGAAGCGAUAAACAAUAUGAAAUUAAACAAGUCUCCUGGACUUGACGGUCUAACCGUAGAAUUUUACAAAACGUUUUGGGAGAAGCUUAAAUAUCUACUUGUUAAAGUUUAUAAUAAGGGUCAUGAAGAUAAUUUAUUGACUUACUCUCAGCGUUCUAGUGUUUUGUCGUUAAUAUUCAAAAAGGGGGAUCCAUUAAAAUUAGAAAAUUAUAGACCAAUUUCAUUAUUAAACGUCGAUCUUAAAAUAUUGUCCCAUGUUCUAGCUCAACGACUAAAAAAAGUUUUACCAAAACUCAUAAACACUGAUCAGUCUGGAUACAUAAAAAAUAGAUUUAUUGGGUUUAAUUUAAGGCAAAUACAGAACAUUAUAGAUUAUGCAGAUAUAUAUAAUAUAGAAGGGGCUAUUGUUUUUGUCGAUUUUAAAAAAGCAUUUGACACGCUUGAAUGGAAAUUUAUGUUAGACACUUUAGAUCACUUUGGAUUCAAUGAAUCAUUCAAAAAUUGGGUUAAAACUUUGUAUACUGAUAUUCAAACAUGUAUAAUUAAUAAUGGGUGGAUUUCAGAAAUGUUUAAGAAUUCAAGAGGGAUUAGACAGGGGUGUCCUUUAUCUGCUUUACUUUUUGUCAUAUCCGUUGAAAUAUUGGCACUAAGACUUCGAAAUAACGAAGAUAUAAAAGGAUUUCAGAUAAAAUUUGAUAGAAAAACACAUUGUAUUAAAAUAAGCCAAUUAGCUGAUGACACAACUUUAUUUUUUAAUGAUAAAAAUGAUAUCGAACUAGCAUUGAAUGAAAUUGAAAUCUUCGGAUCUUAUUCCGGAUUAAUUAUAAAUAAAAAUAAAACAGAAGGGAUAUGGAUAGGAAAACUCAAAAAUAGUAAAGACAAAAUAGCAAAUAUUAACUGGACAGAUAAACCUGUAAAAGCGUUAGGGAUUUAUUUUGGACAUAAUAAUGAAGAAUGUGAGAAAUUAAAUUUUGAAACUAAAAUAGAUAAAAUGGAUAAACUAUUUAUUCUUUGGAAAAAGAGAAAUCUGACUAUUUUAGAACCAGAAUGUAGUGUAGUAGUACGUCAUGAUUCUUGUGGUACUGAAAUAAUGCUGACUGGUAACUGUGCCUACUCAAACCAGUUCACAACACAGUGUCAAUACAUGAUAAAAACUGGUAUCAACACUGACGGUGAAUAUUUAGCUGAUGUAACUGUCAGUGGCAAGAAAACCAGACUGGUUUCCGGUAAUGCAAUAAAGGACUGUGCCACAUUUUCUGUAAAAGGAUCUUUACUCAUUGUGACGGAAGACACGUGUGAGAGAUGCAUUUUACAGUUUAUUCGUAACAUGACGCCAAAUAAUUCUUGUAUCAAAUCAUAA